Molecule: messenger RNA, 1453 nt
Organism: Cydia amplana
Lineage: Eukaryota; Metazoa; Arthropoda; Insecta; Lepidoptera; Tortricidae
Exons: 10
Coding region: 227-1453 (408 amino acids)
Source: RefSeq, a predicted model, not a curated record
UUACAUCACCAUUUCAUGGCAGGCGUUUGACGCAUUUGUUAAAAUUUCGACUUUUCGUGACAGCACGUCAUUUUCGACAUUUGAUUGAUAAUUUUCUAAAGAUCCAUCAAAUUAGUUUGUUUGAAAGUUAGUUUAGGUUCGAAAUGUUAACAUUUCAUUAGCUUUAUAGUUUUAUUACGAUGUGAUAUAGUGGGUACCAUUUUAGGUUGUAUCUAGGUAGUCCAUAAUGACUGCCCAAAAGUGUGUAGUGGAAGGUUGCAACUUGGAGUACGACGUUGUUUGCAGCUUUUCCUUCUACAAUGUAAACACAGGUUCGGAUAGCGAGCCGAUCCGGCAAGAAUGGAUCGAGGGUGCUAUGCAGGAGGAGAGCGAGUGUUUAUGGCGCCAUGUCAGUCUGCAGCUGUGCGGGUAUCACUUCGAGCUGGACGCACAAGGCCUAUGGAUCGACUCCCCCAUGUUGCCAGAGCUCCUAACUCUUCAGGAGCAGGUGGCUCCCAUCACACAGACCCCCCAAGACAAGAGAGGCCGGGACCCGUCUGGCGGCUACCAAGGCCUAUUCGAACGAUUCGUAGGCGGGAACUCUAAAGCCGCUGACAUAAUCCGGAUGGAACAUAACUACAGCGAGGAGCCUCCGAAGCAUGACCCUCCGGAGAACGUCUCCAGGCUGAAUGUUCGCCAGCUGGUUGACACACUUGGAUAUUUAUCUCUAAAGAACCUGCAACGCAAGCAGCUGUGGGUAGUCAAAGUGGAGACAGACAAGGCUGAGGCUUCCAUCACACAAGCGGAGCAGGUGAUAGCCAAGAUGCAAGACCCCAAGCAGAUCAUAGAGAUCAUACCACAGCCGCAGACGGAAGACCAACCAGUCCAGAACGAAGUCAGCAUCAUGGAGGACUCGACCAUCUCCGACAACUUCAUCUACGAGAUAGCCGAAGAACAGGAAAUCACUAUGGACGAGGUGAAAGAGAUCCCAGCAGACACCAACAAGGAGUGGAUGGUGAACAUAGUGCCUGAGGAUAACAAGCCUAAAUACGCGUACAUCAAGCACUGCACCACUGGCAAGAAGAAAAGACACUUCACCGCGGAAAUGAACGAAAUUACAUUGCAAGGCGACUACGAAAACUACUACAUCCUCCCGGAUGCGGAUCCGUCCGUGGGUGUCGAGAUCACCACCAGCUAUGAACCGGACAACUACAUAGUCGAGGAGUACGAGCACUUGGUGCUUGAGGAGAGGCCCCGGAAACGCAAGGACACGCCCGGGGAGAGUGGGAGGAAGAAGAAAAAGCGACUCAGCUCUUCUAUGAGGGAACAGCAGAUAAAAACGGAAAUCGCCGAGGACUGGGUGAUAGACAACAGCAUAGUGUACGAGCAGGAGGAAGAGUACGACGAGAGGAAGGGGUCGCCGCGCGUCCGACGGAAAAAUAAGAAAUAUCUCGGGUACGAUUUCGUUACGUAA